GUAAUCUCUCAUCAGUGGAGGGAGCUUGUCCACUACUGGUUUUCCGAGAGAGCUCAGACAUAUUCCAAUAUUGGUAGAGCUGCUCGAGCAUCACAGACUGUUCCUCACACUUCAGGCUCCAUGAGUUAUGCGAGGCGUAGAGCUGAUUUCAUGGAUGAUAAUGGGAGGGAGCCUGGUAGGGUGGAGUUUUAUAGGAUGACUCACACCCACCGAGAUGGCAGCUUUGUCCGGGAGGAGUCAAGAGAUAUAGUUGAUAGGGCAACAAAUCUUAUUUCGGAGCGCGUCGGGGGGUCAUCAUCAUCCGACGCGACCCAUAAUAUUGAAGCUGAAGUGCUCGCUGAAUUGAUGGGCCCAGAGCGUUAUGGUCGAGUGAGGGGUUACGGCGUUGGAGUUACCCCCACUCAGUUGUCUUCAGUGGGUAGAUAUACAAGAAAUGCCAGAGAAUCUAGUAACACUGCAGAAGUUCGUCGGCUUCAAGCAACUAUUGAUGAGUUGAAGCAAAACCAAGCAAAUUUGCAGUCUCAGCUUACGAAUAUUUCUUCCAUGUUACAACGGUUUCUCCCUUCUCAGAUUCCUGAUACUUCAAACGCUAGUAGAGAUGAUGAUGGAGCUGAAUCCGUCCCUGAUGCAUUCUAGAUUAUCUUU
Messenger RNA from Phoenix dactylifera (date palm), 645 nucleotides. The record is from RefSeq and is a predicted model, not a curated record. Lineage: Eukaryota; Viridiplantae; Streptophyta; Magnoliopsida; Arecales; Arecaceae.